Messenger RNA from Salvia miltiorrhiza (redroot sage), 4206 nucleotides. RefSeq lists its product as uncharacterized. The transcript has 4 exons. The record is from RefSeq and is a predicted model, not a curated record. The coding region runs from base 121 to 3945 and encodes 1274 amino acids. NCBI's taxonomy places the organism in Eukaryota, Viridiplantae, Streptophyta, Magnoliopsida, Lamiales, Lamiaceae. Gene Ontology annotation, molecular function: DNA binding.
UUAGGGAUUUUAGUCGAUUCAAAUUUCAAAUCCCCAAUUUGAAGGGUUCGAAAAGUAAUUUCAAACUCAGCUAUUCCCACAAUUAAAACCCCAAACCAACUUCCAUAUUCCGACCUUACUAUGGCUUCUGCCACCGUCGAUUCCGCCGCCGCGAGCACCGCAGACGGUGGCCUACUUCGAUUGGAUUCAAUUCCCAUCGUGGAUCUCCGCCUACUCUCCCAAUCGGAGCUUUAUUCCCUCUCCCGCUGCUCUUCAUCCGCCUCCGACCCCAACCGCCGCGACGACGUCGUCAUCCCAAUUAUCGACCGCUCCGUCUUCAACGAGUCCGCCGGCUCCCGGAAGCAGACCUACUCCCGCCUCCGCCUCGCCCCCACUGACUCCUCGUCCGCCACCCCUCGCUGCCGCACGCCCCAUCUCCGCUCCACCGCUGCCGUCUAUGGCGCCACCAACAGUAAAUCCGAUCCGGAAAACGCCGAGAAUCACCAAAUCAUCAAUCUCCUGAAGCAAUUCUUCGUCGCGGACAUGAACCCCGCGGAUUUAUUCCCGGUGAAGAUAGAGUACUUGAAUUCGCUACCGGUGCAGCAAUUUUUGUCCCCGCCGUCGCCGUCCCCGUCUAAUGCGCCCCCGCCAGUACUCAAACGGAAACGUGGCCGGCCCCGCAGGACCGAUUAUUUAGGGAAUGUGGGGGAUUUGGCUGUGGAGGUUAGUGUUAUUGAUGCCAGUUAUAUGGAUAGGUUGCAAUUGCCAAUGCCAAUGCCAAUGCCAAUCCCAAUGCCAAUUCCAUCGCUGAAUGAGUUCGUUCCGCGCGACAAUGGGGAGGAUAAAGACAGAGAAGUGUUGAAUAGCGACGGAGUGGCCGUCGAUUUGGCGGCAUUGGGCGCUUCGGAACAUCCUUAUUGGGAGGAGAUUAGGCGCAGGACUGACGGAUUGCAAACAGAAGAGGAACUGUUAGGGUUUUUGACAGGACUGAAUGGAAGGUGGGGAAGUAGGAGGAAGAAGAAGAGGAUCGUAGAUGCUAAUGAGUUCGGGUCUAAGCUGCCGGAUGGUUGGAAGCUUUUACUCUCGGUGAAGAAGAAAAAUGGCCAUGUAUGGCUGUAUUGCCGUCGCUACAUAAGCCCCAGUGGACUGCAUUUUGUUUCAUGCAAGGGAGUAUCAUCAUAUUUGCUCUCUCUUCAUGGCAUGCAAGAUACAAAUCCAUACGGCUUUGGCCAAUAUAAUGAUAUUGUCAAUGAUGCUGAUAAAUUGACUACUGUCCCUGUCACUGUACAAGAUCAUGAAGCAGAGAACUUCUCCCAUGCAUCAUCACCUCCUUUGGAUUUGGUAACUGGUAAUCAUGAGAUCCAAGUUGAUGUAAGUAUGGGGAAUGCUUCGGAGGUUAGAAUAGGAGAGAGUCUAUGUUGCCACAAAUGCAAUAUAACUUUCAGUGACAAAGAUGAAUUCUUGCACCACCAAUCAUCACUUCACCGGAAAAACAAGAACAAAAAUGUCGUUCGCAUUACUGAUGGAGUGAUAAUUAAGGAUGGAAAAUAUGAGUGCCAAUUCUGUCACAAGACAUUUAGUGAACGGCAUCGGUACAAUGGUCAUGUCGGUACCCAUGUGAGAUUCCAACCUAAGAUUGCUGGAGAAUUAUCUCAGUCUGUUUAUCCCACUUCUAUAAAUGAAUUUCCUACUCAAGAUAAUGUAAUGGAAGGAUCAUCAAAGUUUCAUAAUGCUAUGGAGAUUUGUAACUCUAUCACAAAUAAUGGGCCAAAUAUUUGCUCAUACGGUGAUAAAGCUGAUGGUCAUUCCGGAGAUUUAGAAGAUGCUAAUCGGAACAUUAGAGGGAUGGAUAAAGCUACUGAGAUAGUCACUGAAACAAAUCAUUGUUCAGUUCCUGAUGUUCUCUUCUCUAGCGAUCAGAAUAAAAGUUUGCAUGAGGAUGCAUGUCUGAAUGAUUCUGCUGCUGAAAUAAGUAAAGAUGGUUCCAUUAUGCAAGGGGGAGUGAUGAUGGAAUCAACUUUGUCUCAAAAUGGCACUGCAGAUAGUGAUAUGAACAGCAGUGUGAUUGAGAAUUCUGUAUCUACUGAUAACCCCGUGCAAGUUAUGGUAUCUUCAAGUUGUUUAUUAGAUUCUAAUGAUCAUGUGGAAGAAUGUCCUCUGGUGAAUGAUAAUCAGCAUAGAAGUGUUGAUCAUAGCAAUCAAAAGACGAUGGAGCUCAACUUUGAUUCUCAGAAGCUUGCAGUGAAUGAGUCUGUGUUCGAUCUUUUUGGUACUCAAGGUGAAGGAGUCCAGGAAAAGGAUUUAGCAGUUAGUAUUAUGGAAAAGAGUGAUUUGGAAUACAUGCCUUGUAAGAACAUUGGUACCACCGAGUGUAUAUCAGUUUCUGGAUCAGAGGCCUCUAAACUUGAGAAAGGUCCUAAUAUCAGUAUGACCAUACCUGAUGGGGAGAAGGCAUGUCGAGAAGACAAUGUUUCCUACUCUACAGUUAAAUGCAAAGUCGGUGAAACACUCAGUAUCGGUAAAUGUGAGAAUGAGAGUUCCAAGAACAGGUACGAGGAAAUGCAAUAUGGAAUGGCUUCAGUUAUUCAGUCUUGGAAUGAGCAAGAAAAUGCAACCAAAAAAGAUGAGUUAAAAGAUGAUACCGAUGUAUUCACUCAUCUUUUGGAGGUGCCGGGGGUGCAGGACAUGUCUAAAAGCCAGUUAGUUGCUGAUGAUAAAAACACAUAUCAUUAUGAAAAUAAUGACGUUGGAGUUCAUGGAAGGGAGACAAAAAUGACCGAAUUUGAUAGUCUCCAAAAUUUUGGGAGUGGUCAAUCUAGUGAUCUUUUCAGCAGCAGCUCUGCUAUAAUAAGUUCCAAUUCCAUUACAGGAACUAAGCAGGAUACACGACUUAGAGUGUGCUCUCCUUUUACAUCUACAACUGAUAAGCCGUUAUCUGCAGAAGAUAAUAUGAUUACGAUGUUCAAUGAUACCUUGGAAGAGCGCAGACAAGAUCCAUCUGAAGGUAUAUUACUCAAUCAAUCUGGUAUUUCAGAAAUAUCAAAUGAGGCGUUUACAUUGAAUAAGAUUUACACUACCCCUGCUAAUCCUUCUGAACUCAAUGGAAUUGAAAAUGCUGGGAAACAUGAGCUAAGCCUCUCCUUUGGUAGUCUUCAGACAGAUAUGUGUGCAGAGUCGAAUAGGGUUGAACAGGAAAGCUAUCAAGCAAAUAGCUUUAACAUCGAAUCUGUUGGCCCUAAAACAUAUGGUGAUCCAACACAUUCAAGUAUCCUAAGUAGUAACAUAGCUUCUGACCUGGAACAAGUCAGACCUUUUGGAUAUUCUAAUAUAUCCUUCAGUGACACAACAAACGAACCUGGCAGUAGUUUUGAUGUGGCUCACCCUGAAAGGGACUGGGACGGGAUCAGAGGAAACAAGGUAAGAACUUCUAGCCAGAACUUUAUGGUUGGUUUCGGGAAUAGCAGCUUGCCAAGCAAUGAGUGUGCUACAGCUGAUGGUUCUUGGCGAACCGGUCAUGAUAAUGUAUUUGGUGGUUGUUAUGAUGCUAAUUCAGGCCCACAUAUUCCAUCAAGUUUUUUUCCCACUUUCGGCCUCGCACCAAAUAAGGGACAAGAAAGCUCAUUUGGUGUGGAUCACAACUUCGGUAUUCAAAGUGGCAUGAUGAGGCCAGGUAGAGCCCAACCCGUGGAAUACAGUUUCAUGGGUGAACGUGUAAACUCGUUACCUGGAGAUGCCAAGAAUUUUCCAUAUGGUAAUAAUGUGGAACAAGAGAUGGAUCCCUCAUUUUGGCUGGGGAAGGAUGCUUUAACGCCAAAUGCAUCCCGUGCCAGUCAGGCUACGUCUAUUUGUGUUUGGUGCAGAAACGUAUUCUUUCAUGAGCAAGUUCAAGCGGGAAUACAAACAGGUGCAAUUGGCACUAUUUGUCCAUCCUGCAGUUCGAGCCCAGGACAGUUCAAUGUGCUCUAGAGCUCCGUGCUCCCCUCUGGCUCCGCCUUCCUCGGACGAUUUUUUUUUCAACUCCAACAAUAAUCCAGGCCAAUAGGUAACCUAUUCGUUGCGGGAUUAUUCUUGAAUUAUAGAAAGAUUUUUAGAAUUUGAUUAGUUUUAGAAUGCAUAGGUAGAUAUGGCUGUACAUGGAUUUUUUUGAUAGAUUGUAGAUGGAUUUUUUUCAUCAAUUCAUUUCAUGAACUUCUGGUUGAACUAUAAAGAGUUUAGUUUCAUUUUAAA